Molecule: messenger RNA, 950 nt
Organism: Triplophysa rosa
Lineage: Eukaryota; Metazoa; Chordata; Actinopteri; Cypriniformes; Nemacheilidae
Exons: 4
Coding region: 1-750 (249 amino acids)
Source: RefSeq, a predicted model, not a curated record
AUGGGCUUGAAAGUGGAGAGGGUGAGUCGUUUCAUAAUCUUGGGCAUGGCAUGCAUUGAUGGGGGUGUGUCUGGUGAUGAAGAUGGGGAAACAGCGAACGAGGGAAGUUCAGUCACUCUGAACUCUGGUCUUACUGAAUUGAGCAAAGAUGAUGUGAUUCAAUGGGGCUUUGGAAAAGAAAGCACUUUAAUAGCUGAAAUCAAUAAACAGGCCGACAGAAUCACAUAUUACGAUGUUUUUGGUGGGAGAUUCACAGACAGACUGAAGCUGGAUGAACAAACAGGAUCUCUGACCAUCACAAACAUCACAAAUGAACAGACCGGAUAUUAUAAGAGAAUAAUCAAAGGUGUGAGUAAGAGAUUACUCCUCAUUGUCCACGCUGGUGACAUAUCAGUGAAGGAGGGAGCUUCAGUCACUCUGAACACUAAUAUUGCUGAAUCUGGGGAGGGUGACUUUACUGAGUGGCUUUUUAUAGCUAAAAACAAAACAGUUGCAAUUGCCUAUAGUACGUCUGGUUUCGUUAUAUUUUAUAAAAGUGCUGUUCAGGGAAUAUUCAGAAACAAACUAAAGAUGGACAAACAGACUGGAUCUCUGACCAUCACAAACGUCACACAUGAACAAACUGGAAAGUAUGUAUUCAUGACAUCAAAUGAGGGUGUGCACAGGUCUUUCAAUCUUACAGUUUCCGGGCUCAACAAUAAGUACUGCCCGAUGGCCUGGGACCAGCAUGGAGACCCUCGGGCCAGCUGACAGAACUGUCACUUGCCCAAUUGGGCCAGUGCUGUAUCGUCAGGGAAGUUAAUCAUUUGCAUGUUUUAAAGCCUUGCCUAUUUAAAUAUUCUCAAGAUGAAGCAAAUGAGAGCUCGAUUCUGUUCUCAAAACUCAUAACGGCCAAGGAGACUAGACACCGGAUAUGAUUGGCUGAGGUGCCUCUCGUGAUCCAUGUUAGC